This is a messenger RNA of Cavia porcellus (domestic guinea pig), 11955 nucleotides long. It is a transcript of the gene Bbs4, whose product is annotated as Bardet-Biedl syndrome 4. Gene Ontology annotation, cellular component: ciliary basal body. Gene Ontology annotation, biological process: protein localization to cilium; cilium assembly. The transcript has 16 exons. The record is from RefSeq and is a predicted model, not a curated record. The coding region runs from base 89 to 1765 and encodes 558 amino acids. NCBI's taxonomy places the organism in Eukaryota, Metazoa, Chordata, Mammalia, Rodentia, Caviidae. Gene Ontology annotation, molecular function: protein binding.
CCUCCCUGCGCUCUCUAGUCCCCCGCUUCCCUUUGCCUGUCUCCUGGGCAACGCUAACUUCCGGUCGCGCGUUGUGGGCAGGGUCAAAAUGGCGACGAGAACUCAGUUUCCUGCAUCUGCUGAAUCUCAAAAACUCGGCAAGAAAAAAGCUCCUGAGUGCCCUGUCCUGGAGAAGCUGAACUGGCUGCUCCAUCUGCACUACAUCCGGAAGGACUAUGAGACCUGCCAGACUGUUAUCAAAGAACAGCUUCGGGAGACUCACGGACUGUGUGAAUAUGCUAUCUAUGUCCAAGCACUGAUACUUCGCCUGGAAGGAAACAUCCAGGAAUCAUUGGAUCUCUUUCAGAAGUGUGCUAUUCUCAGCCCACAGAAUGCAGACAACUUCAAGCAGGUCGCACGGUCACUAUUUCUUUUGGGAAAACAUCAGGCAGCCAUUGAAGUAUACAAUGAAGCAGCUAGACUUAACCAGAAAGAUUGGGAGAUCUGCCAUAACCUAGGAGUGUGCCACAUGUACCUGAAGCAAUUCCAUAAGGCCCAGGAGCAGCUGCACAGUGCCCUGCAGUUGAGCAGGCACGAUCUGACCUACAUCAUGCUGGGGAAGAUUCACCUGCUGCAGGGUGACGUGGACAAGGCCAUCGAAAUCUACAAGAAGGCUGUAGAAUUCUCGCCGGAAAACAUGGAGCUGCACACGACACUGGGGCUGCUCUACUUACAGCUUGGUGUGUACCAGAAGGCAUUUGAACAUCUUGGAAAUGCACUGACAUAUGACCCCACCAACUACAAGGCCAUCCUGGCGGCAGGCAGCAUGAUGCAGACCCACAGGGACUUUGACGUGGCCCUCACCAAGUACAGAGUUGUAGCCUGUGCCGCCCCCGAAAGUCCCCCUCUCUGGAAUAACAUUGGAAUGUGUUUCUUUGGCAAGAAGAAAUAUGUGGCAGCUAUCAGCUGCCUGAAGCGAGCCAAUUACCUGGCCCCCUUUGACUGGAAGAUCCUGUAUAACCUGGGCCUGGUCCACCUGACCAUGCAGCAGUACGCGUCUGCCUUCCACUUCCUCAGUGCCGCCAUCAACUUCCAGCCCAAGCUAGGGGAGCUCUACAUGCUGCUGGCUGUGGCCCUGACCAACCUGGAAGAUACGGAGAAUGCCAAGAAAGCCUACUUGGAAGCAGUGCACCUGGACAAGUGUAACCCCCUGGUAAACCUGAAUUACGCUGUGCUGCUGUACAACCAGGGCGAGAAGAGGGGUGCCCUGGCCCAGUACCAGGAGAUGGAGAAGAAAGUCACCUAUCUCAAGGACAACAGCUCUCUGGAGUUUGACGCUGAGAUGGUGGAGAUGGCUCAGAAACUGGGAGCUGCUCUCCAGGUUGCUGAGGCUGUGGUCUGGACUAAACCAGUGACAGAUCCCAAAGCAAAGCACCAGACCGCUUCUGCCAGCAAACCUGCCAGUCUCCAACAGCCUCUGGGCUCCAACCAAGCUCUGGGACAGGCGAUGUCUUCGGCAGCCUCUUACAGGAAGCUCCCUGCAGGUGGAGGAACAACGCAGCUCACAAAGCCACCAUCUCUUCCCUUGGAGCCAGAGCCCAUGGAGGACGCAAGUCCAACUGAAGCAUCAGAACAAAUAAGAGAGCCAGGCAUGGUGGCACAUGCCUAUAAUCCCAGAACUCGGGAGGCUGAGGCAGGAGGGUUGCCACUAGUUCAGGGCCAGCCUACAGUAGGAAGUGAGAGUCUGUCACAAAAAACCAAAACAAACAGAAUAAGAGAGAAGUAGGAGGUUUUCUUGGGGGAAGCUGCAGUGGAUAGAGGAAGGUCACCCAAGCAGGCUAAGUAGAGGUCGGUGCCAGAGUGUUGAGCGAGGACUGGGGCUGUGCUGUAACUGUGAGGCUCCAUGCCGGUGCAGCCUGCACCAGCCCAGAGAUAGGGAGCAAAGAGCAGCAGUUCUCCACGAGACAGAGACAAGGCGAGGCUGUCAGUAAGGAACAGGGUGCUGCUGGCUUCGGGGAGGACUUCCUUUGGGCGGGGCGUGACCUCUUAGUACCCUUGUGAGGACAAAGCCUUGGCCUAGCUGUGACCUCAGACCGUGGGUGCUGACAGCCCACUGGGCAGACACCAAUCUUGAAUCAAUACAAUCUAAACAGCCGAAAAGAAAUGAUGGAAAGAAGUGCUAAGUUGAGGUCCAAACUUGAGGCGCCCAGUUUCCCCAAAGGGAAUCCAGAACAAGUCCUGAGUUUCCUUUUGCUGAGGUCCAGGGCUGGAUCACCAUGUCAAGGCCUGGUAUCAGCAGCAAGGAUUAACAGCAAAUCAGUCCCUUAGCAGAGGAGUUUAGUGCCAGACAGUGCUGUGCACUGCCCAGCUGCUCUCAGUGCAGUCAUGUGUCCUAAAGAUCAUACUGUGGUUCUCUGGGCAAAGCUGUCCUUCAUGAAGAAGAAAUGAGAGAUCACAAUAAACACUUCUAAAAAAACUGCCUGCUGUCAGCCCUCACUUGUCCCCAAGCCUGGUUUGGGACUGCAGGAGGAGUGGCAGGGUUGGUGGCUGUUGGGGCCAGCAGCAGACACAGCAGGUGGCAGACGUGAUGCCCAUGCCAUCCACAGGUGGGGCAGGAGGGCUUGCAGUGUCGGCUUCUGCGUCCACACAGAAGCUAUGCCUGGACAGAGCGGUUUGGUUACUGAGCCUGGGGCAGUUACUGAGAAGGUCUUGGAGAUUUCUUUGCAGGCAGCUGGAGAAGAGGUGUCGUGAGGGAUCUGGGAGCUAAAGAACAGCUAGGUGUGGCAGUGUGCACCUCAGCAACUCUAGUAUUUGAGAGACUAAGAUAGGAGGCUUGAGAAUUUGAAGCCAGCCUGGGCUACAUAGCAAGACCCUGUCUCAACAAUCAAAAGAAAUCAAAAAUUACAGGUUAACUGAAUGUGGCCAAUGACUGGGAACACUGGGGGCUGAGGGCCAACUGUCAAGUCUCCUGUCCUAGACCCACCUAUCUGAGGCCGACCAUCAAUGCCAUCUUCUGAGACCUGAAUAACUGGAUUUAGGAAUGGAAAGAGUCCGGAGUAAGGAGGACAGCUGAAAAUCCCAGAUUUGAAAGGAGUCUCCCAGAGCAAGCCAGCAUUGUCCAGCUCGCUGGGAGGCUCAGGCAGGCAUCAAGCAGGAGCCCAACUUGAACAACUUGGUGACACCCCUUUGUCAAAGUGAAGAUAAAAACUGGGGCCAGGGUGUAGCUCGGUGCCUAGGCCUGCAUCUAGUCCUUAGUACCUGAGUGAGUAAAAAAAAGACACCGCAAAGCAGGAAGAAUAAAGGGAAAAGCAGAAGAGCUUACAAAAGAGGCAAGAGCAGGAACUGGGAAGAAUCAGAGUGGUGUUAGGGAAGGCCAGGCCAUUCACUGCACACCUGCAGUGGGAAGUGACAGGCAGUCACUGAGAGAGGCAGGUGCCAAGGCUGGGAGAGGCGAAGUGAGCUUCCCAUGCUAAGUGCCAGGGCCAGGAUUCGAAUCCAGGUCCUGACGCAGAGCUGCUCUUUGGUCAACUAGCAGUGUCUCACCUUUGCUGAGGCUUGGAGACUGAAGAGGAAAUUAGGUGUCUCAGUUCAGAAAGCUCUGAAGUAAUAGACAGAACUGAAUUUAUUCCCUGGGAGCUGAGAACGUUGAGGACAGAAGAGGGCAGAGGUCUCCCUUUUCCCUCAGUGAAGAGGUGAGAAGUGAAGAAUGCAGGGUCAGGACCCUGUUUGCUAUCCCUGGCCUUCUUGGGACAAGAUGGCACCUGGCACCCAGGGCAGCAGGAAGCAAGGAGUGCCUUCCACAUCCACUCAGGCUCAGUCCUAAGAACAGUCAAAAGCAGGCUGCACACGUCCUGUCUUGUGGGUGUGUGAAGAUGCUCUAACUUCUGGGUUUUUGGUUUGGUUUGGUUUGGUUUGGUACAGCUGAAUCGAACUCACAACCUCGAGCUUGCCAGGCAGGUGCUCAUGCUGCUGAGCUAUAGCCCGGGAUCUGCUGUAACUUCUGAGGGUUGCUUGUAUCACAGUUUUUCAAAAUAAGGAUAAUCCCAACACUUGGGAGGCUGAGGCAGGAGACGGAUCACUGUGAGUUUGAGGCCAGGCUGGGCUACAUAAUGAGUUCAAAGCUACCCAGAACUACAUAGCGAGGCCCUGUCCCAUAAAAACAAAAUGAGGGCCAGGGAUCUAGCUCAGCAGCACAGCAAAUGUGAGGUCCUGAGUUUGAUUCCCAGUACCAAAAACAAAUAAUGAAAUAAUAAGGAAGUUGAAGCCAACUACAUAAUCACAAGAACAGAUAAUGCUUUUCAGUGGCUUAAUUUAGAGGCAGAAAAGAAGCAUGAAUUAGGGUUAGAGGCUCGUGCCACCAUACCCAGCUGUAUACCAUAUUCUGGGGAAGACUUUAAAUCCUGCCAAGGUAAAUUUUCCCAAGUGAACCUACAGAGUCAUUACGAUCUCAGCAGUUUCUGGGUAGCAAUGCACAGGCUGAUUGGAAAGUUCUGUGGAAAGAUGAAGACCGAGCAUAUCUAAGGUGAUCUUGAACAAAAUUGGAAGAUGAGCCCUUCUGCACCUCAAGGCUUAACAAAGUCACCAUGUGGCCCUGGCAUGAGAAUACACAGGUAAGAAAGUGUAUACACAGAUUGCGCAGUCAUUUAACUUCUUGAUAAAAGCACCACAGCGAUGUGAUGCAAAAUGUCUCCAACAAAAGUCACUGGUGCUGGGAUGCCUGAAUGGCUGUAUGGAAGAAAAUAAACCAAGGGGCUUGGGGCAGGAGGACUUCAGUGAAAGGUGGAAGAUUUCAGCUAAGUGGAGUGAGGUGAGGACAGCCAAACAGUGACAACAUAACAGCAGUACUGUGUUGUUGGGAAUUACUAAAAUUAGGUUGUGUUACCACACACCCUAAAAAAGGCCAGCUAGUGCCUAUGUCAGUGAUCUUGAUUGAACUGCUCCACAGUAUGUGCAAAGGAACACAUAUACAGUGUAGAAUUCCCAAGUAAAAUGUAAAAUAAACCUGACCUCGGCCUAACACUAUGAAGGUCCCAUGAAUCAGAGCCAGAAAAUCCAGCUCACAGGGACACAGCCCAGAAGUCCAGGAGUCCUGUGUGCUGCCUACCCCCUGCCCCUCCUGAGUUCCCACUGGGCGUGCGCUCUGCCCUGCCUGUGUACUUGCAGUGGGGCAAGGUGCAGCUGAGCUGCAGCUUCACUCCUGGGUCUAUCUCUUGCUGGAGCACUGUAUAGUCUUCUUAAUCAGUUGAAAGGAAAAUGCCUGGUCGUUGCAAAGCUGGCAGCUGCCUUUGUAGCUGCCACCCCAUUUAGCUGCUGCUGUGGGAGCCCCACACAAGUGGUGCCCAGGGUGGGGGACAGGUAGUGCACUGGUAAGGUGGCUGGGCACAGCUUGUGUCACAUGGGGAAGGUGAAACACAGGCUGGACAGGUGAGAACAGGAGUGAAAGGUGGCAUUCAUGUGAGGACCACAGUGUGCGCAGGAGGGAGUUGUCCUCUCUGGACUCCAGGCAAGAAGACCUGUCCAUCAUUUCCUGGACGUGUAAUCAAAACCUGCCACUGAAAAGGCAGAAAAGUCUUCUGCUGUUCUUAGCGAUGAUUCAGCUGUGCCUGAAACUAUCCCUAUCCCUGAAAAGAGCAGUGAUUGACAGGCAAGGGCAAACACAGGUGUGACAGGUUGUACACUGAUAAGGUGAUAGGUAAAUUAUCAUCCAUCAGGUGGGUGACGUGAACAUGCCACAGUUCUGCUCUUUCUGCAAAAACUGCAGCUCCGUGUGGCAGGAACAGUGUCCCUAAAGAGCCAAUCUGGCUGUGGGAUCUCCUUUCCAUGUAGAACUCCCCACUACUGGGUCAGGUCCAGUAGGCAUGGGCCUCUUCCAGGUCAUUCUCUGUGCCUUCAGAGACCAGCAGUAUCCUGAUGCCAGCUGCUUCCUCAGUAUUGAGAUUACGUCAGACUCACGAAGUGUUGGAGGCCUGAAAGGAGGUCUCUUGUCACAUAACCUGUGGCACAAGGAAACCAGUAGCAUUCCUCAGUUCACAAUGUGAAAACAGCCCCAACUUCAUGAGGACACCACCUGCAAAGCAGGAUGAGUUUCAGGUGGCAGAGAGGACAUGUCAGUUGUCACCCUCAGUCCAACAGUCACCCUCAGUCCUCAGUCUCACCUACAGUGGCCCCUGAGGUCUUUAAAGCACGUGAGUGACUGCACACAGAGGGAAACUAACUUGCAGCAGAGAGCUCUUUCCAGGUCACAGGGGAAGCUAGCACCUCCCUGUUUUGUAACCCAUGCCCUACCCUGUACUGCUGUGCAUGACCUCUGUACUUCUGUGUCUGACCUCACUGCUUCUUAAUUUUUAUUCAAAAACUUCAAGCUGCUUUAAAAAGUAAAAAUCCAAAAACUUACAAUUAGGCUUUAUUUUCAGACUUUGAAGGAAAAAGUUUUCCAAUUAAACAGCCACUGUCAGUAGAUUCUAGAAGAGGGGGUAACACAUGGGCACAUCGGGCCUGGGUUAAUACAAAGGGGUUUAAUCAGAUGCCCAGGAACACUUGGAAAUCAGACUUCCACUGCCUCCCUAGAAGCACAUCUUGGCACACAUUUUUGUCUUUGGAAAUAGCAAGCAUAAACAACAGCAGACAGACAGGUGAGCGCUGCAGAGCUGGCACUGAAGGGCAGCAUGCCAGGCCACACCAAUCUCUGAGUCUCAGCAGGAAGAGUGCAGAGGACCCUCACCCUGCCAUAUUACAGCUAGUCUCUCAUCUAGAGCAUGCCCAGCCCUCACUGCAAAGCCAGUGAUCAUUCAGAUCUGCAGGCCUCAUGGAAAGGAUGUGGAUCUUUCCUAAGGAUGAGCCCUGAGCAGCACCAGCAGCAGGCGCCACUCACUGUGGAACAUGAGCAGCCUUUCUGUGUAGUAGCAGGGGCUUUAGACACGGGGGCAUCUGUACCUCACAUCCCACUGUGAAGCCCCCAGGGUCUCAUAGUUUCCCAACUAUUAGAAACAAUUCCAAGGCUGUAUAUUAAAUCGCGAGAGCUUGUCAUAAUUUAUUUCACCAUUUUCCCAUUGCACAUUUGGGCUUUUUCACAUGUUAAACCAACAAAAACAUUUUUUGAAACAGGGUGUUACCAUGGAAUCGAGGCUGACCUUACACUUGCUAUGGAGCCCAGUUUGGCCUCAAACUCAUGGCGAUCCUGCUGUCUCUGCCCCCAGAGUGUGGGGAUUGUAGGUUUAUAAUGGUUAUGUGAUUGAUGAGUAUUUUUCUGCCUCACUGGAUUGUGAGCCCUCAAAGGUUGUUUCUGGCUGUGCAUGUCCAUUCUGAGGGAGGAUGUAAUGCAGUGGGGAGACUCCAGCAUUUGUCCAGUCACUGAAGGAAGGAACCUCUGAUUUGCACUGAAACAAGCUUCAUCCACACAAUGUUCCUGACCUUCCUAUCAGCAGUGCAUAGUAACCUCCCUUAUCUAAGGCUUUUCUGUAGUCCUUUUAAUCUCUGGCAGAGAAAAGACGAAACACACUGUGUGGAGCACUACAUCCUGGGCACAUUCGACCCCAGAGGGCUGCUUGGUGAAGGAUGUCCCAGAAAUAAAUGCCAUAGGCUGCACCAGGGACUGCCCAGAGCUCCUCAGUGACCUCAGCAAACAGAGCUGCUCUGAGAAAGGCUGGAGUCCCCACCCACAACCCAUGAGGACACCGUCCCUGCCUAGGGAACCAGAGCUCAUGGGACCCUCUGCAGCAACUUCCAGGCAAGGAAUCUUAGAACCUGCGACCUCAAAGACAGAGGGUAACAUGGGAUGAAAAGUCACCAGCUGGUGCUGGAGGAAGGAAAAGGGUAAAGACUUCAGCCACUGAGGGGUAGGUGUGUGCUUCCCCAGGGCAGGGAGUCUCCAUCUCCUUCCCCUUACAGGAUGCUUAGGAAACUAGUAAGUUCUUCACAGCAGGGAGGCACAAAGCCACCAUGUGUCCACGGAAUCCACUGGAGACUGCCAGACAUUGACCACUUUCAGACCAGUGUGAGUGGCUCUACAUGCUGUGCUGUAACCUGAGUUUGAAUAGCAAGUUUGUCUUCACCAGCAACUGUACUGGGCUUGGCUUCCUGAGGCUGUGGCUGCAUGGGCAGCAUUUAGAGGGUGAGGGAGGAAGGAGGUCUGGCUGUUCUGGCCUUUGGCAAUAUUCAGUGUGCUCUGACAACACAGCUUGCCAGAAAUUUAGCAAUAAGGUGGCAGAUUUUUUUGUGGAUGAACAGUUAAAUGAGCACAAGCUAAGCAGAAAAGACACCAGCUGAGAGAGGCAGGUACAGCGAGCCCAGCGCAGGGUCUCACUUUGUCCUCUUCCCUGAUGCUGUCCCCUCCCCUGCUCAUCCUACCUCUAUGAUGUGUAUGGGAAAGAGUGGUUGGUGUGCUUGAAACUAAGGAGAGAUUCGUAUGCACAGGAGUCCCUGCUUUACACAGUCAGCGCUGCCUCUGCCCACUGUCCUUCCUGGAUGGUGACUUCUGCAUAGAGCACAAGAGCUUAUUGGCCUCAAAGCUCCUAAAGACAGUUUCACCUAAAACCUUUUUAAAGCCUGUGCCAUUGUGAAAAGCUCAGAGCUCCUGCUUAGAUCUCACUGUACACUGAGAGACAACCCGGCAUGGUCCAGGCAGAGAAAUGGGAGAAGUGGAUCGCUUUUCCAUCCCUGGUGUCUAAGAGUAGGUCAGAGCCUGUGUGAAUGAGCAUCUCACCAGUAACCAUAGCAUUUCCCAUAGGGAGGACCGUGAUUCCCAUUGCUGCCUUGACCUCUGAAAGGAGGAUUCCUGAAAUGCUUUUCUCCAGGGUCCAGGGACCAAAGUAGAUCACAUUUUCCCCCAAACAAUCCAUCCAAUCCCUAUCAAGAACUCCUAUAUUCUUUUGUAAUACAUUUGUUUCCUUUUUUGUUUUAUGAAAAAAAUAAAAUUUCAUAAAAAUAGUAAUUACAAUAUUUAAUAUAAUAAUGUUUUAUUUCCACCACUAAUUUCUUUCAGUUGAUUGAAAAGUUUUGUGCUAAUAUUUGCUUAUGUCUUUGUGAUACUCUUUUUUGAUGUCUUAUAGGUUUCAGAGUUUCUUACAGUGAUAUUGCAGCUAAAAAUGUAGCUAUCACUUUGAUAUGCAUGCAUGUCAGUAUACAGAGAAGUGAGAGAAAGGAGACAGCACUUUUCAGGCACAGUGGACAGCUGGCUUCUGGAGAGGGGAAGAAAGGAGAGGGCACAGGCCAGAUGGGCUGUGCUAUGAGACAAAGUCCCUCUCUCUUGACCUCAUCCCUAAUCUCCAGCCCCUUCCCCUCAGGGCAGGGCAGCAGCAGGGAGCUCUGUGGCAGCAGGGUGGACCCACUGAACAGAUUCGCAGACUCUGGGACACCAGAGCCGCCUCCUCUGGGUCAGAGUGGACAUCUCCACCUUCUGAGUGAAUCAGACCUUGGGAUGUGUUAUCAGGUGGCUUACAGCUCAGGUCCUAUGGAGCAUCUUCCAAGCAUUGUGUCUGCCUCUCAAAUCUCCAUUCAGUGCCCCAGGCAGCUGGUUGAAGUGGGUGAUGUGCUUUUCCUGCCUUGCUUGCCCUUCAAUGGCCAUAACUUCUGGCACCAGCCUGCUCUGUGGGGAAGGGUCAUUGUCCCCACUCACGUGUUCAUGGCAGAAAAGUCCCUUCUGCUGUGAUCUCCAUGUCUCCUUCUUUGUCAGCCAGUGCCCACAACCCAUGAUUCAGCUGUCACCUCCUGAGAACACCUUGCUGUCCUCCCGACAGCUGGUCCCCUGCUGUUCAUCUCAGAUCUUUCACAAGAAUGUGAAACAUAUGCAUGGUGUCAUCACCUUUAGGUGACCUUCUAGCUGUGUCACACAUGCCCAGUGAUACAGCUCACUUUUUUAUAUACACAGCUGAGUUCUCUAUUCCCAAAAUUGAACACUACAUUUGAGGACAUAAGAAGGAAGGUAGGAGAGUGUUCAUUGAAUACUAAGAAAAAGCCCUUUGUGGUUACCAAAAAUGGAGAGGGGUCCACCAUAUUUUAGUUACCUUAUCCUUUUGUGGAUGGAGGAGUGGAGUUUUGCUUGUCAGGGGUGAGCUCAAAGGGAAACUACUUGUCUUGCAUUUGUUGCUUUCUGCAAGUCAGGAUGGCAGGGUGGUGAACAGCAGAGAAAUGGCCCCUUUGAUAUUUGGUGUCCAGAUGCUGAACUGUGGCUCCAGGAGGAAGAGAAGGAAGGCAAGUCUGUCCCUGGCACCCAGCAAGGAUCUAGAGUGAGACUUGAAGCCCAAAGGGAGAGCAAAAAGAGACCUCAUGCAGCUUUCUUAAACCUGCCGAUGAGGGGCUGGGGAUUUAGUUCAGUGGCAUAAGCACCUGCCUUGCAAGCAGGCGGUCGUUGAGUUCAAUCCCCGGUACGGAUAAAAAGGAAAAAGACAAAAAAAAAAAACCUGCUGAUGCACAGUGACAGCCAGGCAACCCAGAGGCCUCCAAGGAGAAAUGCACCAGUGUAAUGGAGCAGUGCCUGCUGAGGGCUGAAGUGCCUGUUGAGUUAUUAGGGUUCAGGCAUCCCCCAGGAGAGGGCAGCUGGCCAAUAGCCAUAUUGGAGAGGGGUCACAUGAACUAGGAACUCAGAGCAGCUGUGGACUGGCUCCCCCUAGUGGCUCCCAGUGUCAGGGUGAGGCAAAAGGCAGAUCAAAUUGGCAGGAGGUUGUGGCAGGGAGUUGAGCUAAGACAAGCAGGGGGAGCACACAGCACACAGAGUGUUUCAGGCUAAUCAAAUCAGGUUCCAGGCUCACAGGCCAAACCAGCCUGAACUUCAGUGAACCUAAAGGCUCAGGCUUGCCAGGAUUAUCCACAGCCCUGCCACAACCUAUGGCUGGCUUGCUGGGAUUAAUGGACCUGGAUCUGGGCUCUGUCUGCCCAAUUUGUCUACCAAGGACAACAGAGAGAGGUCUUUUAAGUGCACACUUCGCCUUUUCUUUUUCUUUUUUGUUUUCUUCUUGUUUUUAUGAAUGUGAAUAUGGAUUCUUUGGUUGGCUUUUUUCUCUGAACGUAUGUAUUAUUUCUACCUAUUUUCUGUUUUGUUUAGUCUUUCUUUAAAAAAAAAAAAAAAGUUGUAGCUAUCGGAUCAAGUAAGCCCAAAUAAUGGAACAAACCAGAAGAUGAAAGGUGGAACACCCAGACCCUUACUCCUCCUCCUCCUUCCAACAAUGCCUUAGCUUUUGUGGCAUCAGUUACAGAUAAACUGAAGUUAGUGAUUACUGUAGAUGAAUCCUUGCUAUGUACCUCCUUUUUAUAUUAGAUCAAUAUUAGCUUAGCAUUUGUAACCCAAUAGAUCAGUUUUAGCUUGACUUGAGGCAACCUGUGAAAUUAUCCUACUGUACAGAGCACUCCUGGACAAUGAAAUUUUACUGCACCAAAACCCUCAGGAUCUUCAGUUCCAACCUACUUUCAUGCUCCACUCUGCUGUCAGGAUCCUGACUCGCCCAUGAACUUCUGACUUCCCUUCUGCACCUGCUGUUCCAUUCUUUGCUGAUAUGAAAUUUGAACUUGGUGUAUUUAGCAGGUUGGAAUCCAUUUUACAGUAAUACCUCGAUUUUUUAAAAAAGCUAAAAGGUUGGGGCUGGAGGUUUAACUCAGCGGCAUAAGCGCCUGCCUUGCAAGCAGGCAGUCGUGAGUUUGAUCCCUGGUACCGAUAAAAAGGAAAAAGACAAAAAAAAAAAAAAAAAAGCUAAAAGGUAGAAAUUACUCCAAUCUGUAUAAAUUGAUGAAUAACCAAAAAUUUAAGUGCAUCAUAAUAAUAUGCGUUCAUUAAUAAAAAUAGUUUAUGGAUAAAUGAUAAAUACAUGUAAAUUCCAUACAGAGGAAACAGACAGAGAAAAUGUUAAAUUUUCACAUACACAAAAUGGCUACAAUAUAUCAAUGCAUACAAUACACGGUAGAUUCCUCAUUCAUAUGUCUUGGGAAAAUACAGUAAACAAGGAACCUGGUUUCGUUAGGAGAAAAUAAAAUGUUUGAAAUGGACAA